This is a messenger RNA of Vicia villosa (hairy vetch), 1697 nucleotides long. RefSeq names its product UV-B-induced protein At3g17800, chloroplastic-like. The record is from RefSeq and is a predicted model, not a curated record. NCBI's taxonomy places the organism in Eukaryota, Viridiplantae, Streptophyta, Magnoliopsida, Fabales, Fabaceae. The transcript has 3 exons. The coding region runs from base 183 to 1406 and encodes 407 amino acids.
CACGAAUUCAGAAUUCAAAGAGAAAACUGUAAGAACCUUCUCAGCGCUUUCAUCACGCAAGCUUAUUUCUCUUUUCACAUCCUUUCACUAUAAACGGUUACAACAAAACUGUUUCUAACCAACUUUCUUUCUUUUUUUUCUCUUCGAUUCUUCCAACUGCCAUAGCCACAACAAUAUCCAAAAUGCAAGUUUCAGGUGCAAUCACCGACGUUUUGGUGGUGCUUCCUUCUUCAUCAUCGCUCCGGCUACCGGAAUUCCGCCAUUUGCAUGCUCACGACGCCAAGAAUUUUCUUUCCCGUCGAUUUCUUAAAAGUUGUCCUCCAUCUUACUUUGCUAAACACUAUAAUGAACCCUACAAUUUCCGAGCUAAAAGAUUAGCUGUGAGAGCAUCUGCAGAAUCAAGUGAUAGUUUUGCGCCUUCUCCUCCUCUCGAAUUUGAGUCCCCAGUUGGUCAGCUAUUGGAACAAAUUUUGCAAACUCAUCCUCAUUUAGUUUCAGAAACCAUUGAUCAACAGCUAGAGAAACUUCUGGCUGAAAGAGAUGCCCAAAAAGAAGAAUCUUCUACUUCAGACGUGGAUUCCCUUUAUAAGAGGAUAUCUGAAAUCAAAGAGAAAGAAAAGCGUACAACAUUGGAAGAGAUAAUGUACUGCUCGAUCGUAAACAGAUUUCAACAGAGCAAAAUUUCAAUGAUACCAAAAAUAUCAACAACCUCGGAUCCUAAUGAUCGAGUGGAUGUAUGGCCAAAUCAAGAAUUUAAGCUAGAAGCUGUUCAUUCUCCAGAGGCAUUUGAGAUGAUACAGAGUCACUUAUCUUUGGUACUAGAAGAACGGACUGUGGGUCCUCUCCAGACAAUUGUUCAGAUGAGCAAAAUCAAACUGGGAAAGUUAUAUGCUGCUUCAAUAAUGUAUGGAUACUUUCUCAAACGGGUUGAUGAACGGUUCCAACUUGAGAGGUCAUCGGGAAUACUUCCACAGGAUUUUAGUAGCGAAAAUAUAAUUUUUGACGAACCAUCACCACCAAACAAGCUCUGGGAUUCCGAUUCCUUGAUUAGGAUCUAUCCAGAUGAGGAAGGUUAUUAUGAAAAGGAUUACAUGGAUACUGGUGAAGGAAAAUCAUAUGGACUGAAAGCUUAUGUGAUGCAGUUGGAUGCAGAUACACUUCAGAGACUUGCUUUCUUACGCUCCAAGGAAGCUAUAUCGUUGAUUGAAAAGCAAACUCAGGCCCUCUUUGGAAGGCCUGAUAUUCAAGUUACGGAGGAUGGUUCAAUUGAAACUACCAAUGAUGAAUUACUUUCACUUACCUUCUCAGGCGUGACCAUGCUGGUUUUGGAAGCCGUUGCUUUUGGAUCAUUCCUAUGGGACCAAGAAAACUAUGUUGAUUUUAAGUAUCCUUUUCUUAAUAAAUAGAAGACUGUACCUGUUGAUUUUUCUCCCAUUCGUUUAGAUUGUAAAUGUAAAGCAUGGAGCUUUACCCUUAAGAAUUGAUUGCAAUUUUAAACAGGAGUAAUUUUGCAAUAUUUCUGAACUAGAGAAAAACCACAAUCAUGUGAAAUAUGGUAAAAGUAUGUACAGUGCAUUAGGUAGAACCCCAGGAUAAUCUUCUCAUCAAUGGAAGAGCGAGCUUUGUAAUUCAUGCAGAAUUUCUAUUGUGUAAUUUCUUUUAUUAAAUUUCAAAUAAUAGUCAGGAAUUUCAUGCAA